AUUAAGUAUUUGUUUUUUGUUUACGUAGAUCUGGCCAUAAUAAAUUAUUUCAAUACGACUUAUUGCAUUAAGUGGGUGGUAUAAUGAGUAUAAGAUUCAGUAGAUUUUUAUCUUCUCUUCAAAGAUAACAAUAAUCUCAUGGCUCAAGGAUGGCACAUCAACAAAAUGGGUUUGACUACACAAGUAAAGACAGAGACCUGCCAUACUGGCUUGAAAACCUUACCAAGGAGAUGAAAGAGACGCAUAUUAAGAACAGUAGUAGUGAUUCGUCUCCAAUUUUUGAGGAACCAAAAUAUUUUGAAAGUUCCAAAUUAGAGAAUCGCAGGUUAACGCGCAGGACAUCAUUGGAUACAACAAUGGAUAUGUUAAUGAAACCGCAGUUGGGAUCAAUAGCUCACUCCGCUGGUACUUUACGUCCACCUAAAGAAUAUAUUCUAGCGUAUAGCCAAAACGGACGGCGGGUUUAUAACGUGAGAGGUAAACUAGACUGGGGGGACUCGUCGAAUGCCAACUCCAACGACUUCCUAUCGGAUCUGCUGCCUCACUACGUGACGCCUCGUCAUAGACGCGCCAAUAACGUCACUGAUGAGGAUUUUCAUGACGUCAUUUUAGGGCCAAGACCUCAAGAGCCUAAAACCCGUAAAAAACUAAUUUCUAAAGAUGGAUCGAUAAAUUUACAACAAAAUAAUGUAGUUAAAAGGCCUAGUGUUAAGAAUCCGACCAAGAAACCAGCGUCGUUAAGCUCAGUACCAAUCAAGAACGGCCAAAAGGAGAAGGUUAAAAACGAGUUUGUGAUUCCGGAACUACCUGAAGGCAGAUUAUUGGAAAUGAAAAUAUUUUCCAACUGGGGUGAUAAGUACUUGGUUGGAUUGAAUGGCCUAGAACUGUUUGAUUCAAGCGGAGACCCCGUUGUUGUUGAAAAAGUUUGGACGGACUCGGACACUGGGGACCACUCGAAGCACGGGCGCGCUGAGAACAUAGUGGACGGAGUGAUGCGCACGCGCGACGAGCGACACGCGUGGACUGCGCCCGCGCCGAGGGGCAGCCCUAUAGCACUCACUGUGCUACUGGCUGGCUCCGUCAAGUUAGCUCUCAUGAGGAUAUGGAACUACAACAAGUCGCGCAUAUAUUCUGCGCGUGGGGUUAAACUGGUUCAGAUCAAGCUGGAUGAUCAGAUCAUAUUUCACGGAGAGAUCGCCCGCUCCAGUGGCGAAUUAAAAGGACCCCUGCCUACCUUUGGAGAUACAAUCCUCUUCACCAAGGAUCCAAUAAUCUUAGACUCCGUAAUGCUUAACGACAAAAACUUCCAAGCGUUGUUGAAAGACAACGAACCGAUGCAAGACUACUCCAACACGAUUGACAAGCGACCCCCCACUGCGAACGAUAGCAAUCAUAACAUGAGCCCUACAGCCCUGUUGGAGGCCUUGGAUAUCCAGGAGAAAGAGAUCAAGUAUGUCGCGAAGAAAGUGAAGCUCACGCUCAUGUCUAAUUGGGGACAGAGACACCUUAUUGGACUUACUGGCAUCGAACUGCUCUGCUACAACGAAUCCAUCAAGAUCCACCGCGCCUACGCGUACACCGCUUUCAUAACCGAGGACCAGGCGCCGGAGCACAGCAGCCUGAUCGACUGCAAGAGUCUGUUCAGCGGCAGGAACAUCACUACUGACUUCGAAGAUAUGUGGUGCACGAACUUCGCGACUGGGAACAAGUUCUGUCAUAUUGUCAUGGAACUUAUGGAGUCUACUGAGAUUACUAGUAUCCGCAUCUGGAACUACAACGCGAACAUGGAGCUCUCGUACAUCGGCGCGAAGCACGCGCGCAUCUCUCUGGACGGGACCGCGCUGCACUACCGGCCGCUGUUACUGCGCCGGGCGCCGGGGGACACCUGCUAUGACUACGUGCAGCAGAUAGAUCUGCUUACUAUUGAUGAUAGGUUGGACGACGCGAAGGAGUCUGACAGUUUUCGCAUGGACUGCCUGGUGUACGGAACCAACCUGGACAUGGGCGCGCCCACCGGCUUCGUGCUCCAGCUCAACAUAUUCUCCACAUGGGGGGACCCCUACUACGUGGGUCUGACUGGCAUCGAGCUGUACGAUCCACACGGGAACAAGAUACUCUUGACAGAGACAAACGUGUGCGCGCACCCGGCCAGUGUGAACGUGUUGGACGCGCGCGCGGCCGACGUGCGCACUCCCGACAAACUCAUCGACGGACACAACGCGAGGGUCGCCGACGCCGCGCACUCCUGGCUCGCACCCGUACUGCCCAACACGCUCAACAGAGUAUACUUCGUGUUCGACGUCCCCGUAUCAGUGUACGGUAUGAAAAUAUGGAACUACGGGAAAACACCAACUAGAGGCGUCAAGGAGUUCGGGGUUUUAAUGGAUGAUUUGCUGCUAUACAAUGGAACACUGGACUGUGCCAAAAACGAUGAAAUUCUCAGCCCUCAAUGGUUCUGCCUGCAGAACUUAGAUGUUGACACGUUGACACCUUCUUCGUCGGAGCUGAGCCAGCGCACGACGACGAGCGGCUCGAGCGAGUGCGCCGACCCCAGCGCGCGCCCGCACACCAGCGUGCACGUGCUCAAGCAUCGCGCGCACUGACCACUCCUUGCAGGGGGUCACACAGACGUAUUGCCAAUCAUGUGUUCUUUACGCUCUUUAUGAACUACAUACAUUAAACGUAUACAUAUAAUGUAAAAAAAAUACUUCGAAAGUUGUGUUACGACGAAUUUGCCCCAUUUUAUAACAAUAUUUCUCUGUUUCGGUUAAAUGUGUAUGAUCGCAUUAAUUUAUAUUGUGUAGAAAUCAUUACUUUAGUACCCUACCUACCAGAAAAAAAAUGUUAGGCGAUCGUUAAAAUUUUACGGAUAAUUUUAGAAGGUUUUAGUGUAAGAUGGAAUUAAUUUGGAACGAAAUCGUAGAUUAGAAACUUGAGCACUUGAUUUCAUUGAGAUUUAUAGUUGUUAGUAGGAAGGGCAGGCAUGUAGAAAUUUUGUAGACUGCGCACACGCCAAAAUACUUUUAGUUAUUGUUCAUAAUCACUUUGUUGUAUAUCGAAUAAAAACCGUAAAAAAUAAAAAAUACUUAGGGCCGUUGACUCUGAGAAGUCCUUAACGAUAGGACAACACGAGCUGCGCCUGCGCAGAUGACGUCAUGUGACUUGUUCUGCGGAGUCUGUCGUAUUAUAAUCCACCUACCUUAAGGACUCGAGAGUUACUAGACUUGUUUGAAUAAUUUAAAGUUGUUAUACAUAAAAUAUUAUGUCCGUCCAAUAUUAGUGAUGCCCUGAGUGGCCUGUGAUGGUGAUGUUGCUAGUCUAAAAUUGUUGUAAUUAGUUACGUGACCGUGUAACGUGAAUUUUUGUACCACAAAUAAAUAAAAUGAUAAUUUCUAA
Molecule: messenger RNA, 3396 nt
Organism: Trichoplusia ni (cabbage looper)
Lineage: Eukaryota; Metazoa; Arthropoda; Insecta; Lepidoptera; Noctuidae
Product: protein KIAA0556-like
Exons: 15
Coding region: 150-2603 (817 amino acids)
Source: RefSeq, a predicted model, not a curated record